Molecule: messenger RNA, 2238 nt
Organism: Hippocampus zosterae (dwarf seahorse)
Lineage: Eukaryota; Metazoa; Chordata; Actinopteri; Syngnathiformes; Syngnathidae
Gene: nelfb
Product: negative elongation factor complex member B
Exons: 13
Coding region: 121-1884 (587 amino acids)
Biological process (GO): negative regulation of transcription elongation by RNA polymerase II
Cellular component (GO): nucleus; NELF complex
Source: RefSeq, a predicted model, not a curated record
CUUUUAGUGAAGUGACCACUCAUGCCCGCUUUUGGGUGAAAGUUGUCGUGUGUCAAGACUGUACUCGGGUGGCUACCAGUAGGUCCGUGCAAUUAUUCUGAUUCUACAGUCGAUGUAAAGAUGGAAACAAAAACCUUCGGGGGUUUGCCUGAACUGGGGAUAUCGAACGGCGAGGAUCUGAAAGAAACUCUCACCAACUGCACUGAGCCACUGAAAGCUAUUGAUCAGUUUCAGAUGGAAAAUGGCAUCUUGUUGCCAACCCUCCAGUCUGCCCUUCCUUUUCUGGAUCUUCACGGAACACCCCGAUUGGAGUUUCACCAGUCAGUCUUUGAUGAACUCCGGGAAAAGCUGUUGGAGCGAGUGGCUAUGAUUGCUGAAGGCAAGGAGGAGGACAGAUAUGGGAAGCUUGAAGAAUUACUGGAGAAAAGCUUUCCACUGGUCAAGAUGCCAUCCAUUCAACCAGUGGUGAUGCAAGUGUUGAAACAUUUGCCCAAGGUACCAGAAAAGAAACUGAAGAUGGUCAUGGCUGAUAAGGAGCUUUAUAAGGUGUGUGCUGUGGAGGUGAAAAGGCAGAUCUGGCAGGACAACCAGGCCCUAUUUGGGGAUGAGGUUUCACCUCUCCUAAAGCAGUAUAUUGUAGAAAAAGAAGCAGCUCUCUUCAGCAGUGAUCUCUCUAUUCUGCAUAAUUUCUUCAGUCCAUCUCCAAAAUUGCGACGUCAAGGCGAGGUGGUCCUGAAGCUGACCCAGAUGAUUGGGAAGAACGUAAAGCUUUAUGAUAUGGUAUUGCAGUUUUUGCGGACGCUGUUCCUACGAACACGAAAUGUCCACUACUGCACUCUUAGAGCGGAACUGCUAAUGUCUCUCCAUGACUUGGACAUCAGUGAGAUCUGUUCUGUCGACCCCUGUCACAAAUUUACAUGGUGCUUAGAUGCUUGCAUCCGAGAGAAAUUUGUGGAUGGAAAGCGAGCCAGAGAGUUGCAAGGGUUCUUAGAUGGAGUCAAGAAAGGACAAGAGCAAGUCCUUGGGGACCUGUCUAUGAUCUUGUGUGACCCAUUUGCUUCGAACACCCUGGUGCUCACCAUCAUGAGGAACCUGCAAGAGCUUCUGAGCCAGGAUGCUUUACCUAGGGAUAGUCCUGAUCUGAUGUUGCUUCUAAGGAUGCUGUCACUUGGUCAAGGAGCGUGGGAUAUGAUCGACAGUCAAGUUUUCAAAGAACCUCGUUUGGAUUUGGAGCUCAUGACCCGCUUUCUGCCUGCCAUGAUGUCUGUGGUUGUGGAUGACCACACCUACAGUGUGGAGCAGAAACUUCCCACUGAAGAGAAGACCUCACUCUCCUAUCCUACCACUUUGCCAGAUGCCUUUACCAGAUACCUGCAGGAGAACAGAGUGGCCUGUGAAAUGGGUCUCUAUUACAUUCUACACAUUGCCAAGCUCAGAAACAAGAAUGCCUUACAAAGGUUGCUACCUGCCUUAGUGGAGACCUAUAAUGACAUGGCUUUUGGUGACAUUUUCCUGCACCUGCUUACCGGACACCUCACACUGCUUUCUGAUGAGUUUGGAGGAGAAGAAUUUUGUUCAGUUGUUUUUGAUGGCUUCCUAUUGACUACUUUUUCCAGUAAAGAAAAUGUCCACAGACAUACUCUCCGAAUGCUGCUGCACUUGCACCACAAGGUGUUACCUUCUUAUAUGGAAACAUUGAUGAAAACUCUGGAACCUCCAAAACAGAGCAGCGAUCCUGUGAAGGAGCUACAUAGCCAACUCAUCGAGAAGCUAGAGGCUCAGAAGAAGAGUCCUCCUAUGCCAGAGGAAACGCCAUCCAUGGAUCUCAGCCUGCACCCUGUGAAUGUUCCCACCACUGCCUCUACCCCGACGACAACUCUGUGACAUAGAAGACACAUUGAACAAUUUGAAUUAAGACUGAAUGUAAAUAUAGCUAUGUUGACUUAGAAAUAUAAAUAUAUUACUCUGUGUUUUAAAUGUUUAUUUGUACGUUAACUGAAACUGACAUUUCUUUGUAUGAAUGCCUCAGAGGGUUUUUUCAGCUUUUGAAUUUGUUUUGUCGUUGUCUCCAGCUAUUUUUGCAUUUAAGGUGGAAACCAGAACCUUUGCAUAUUCGUCCUUCCCCCCUAUCAUAUGGUCUUAAUAUGCUGUAUUUUCAUUCUGUUGUUUUGUGUUUAUAUGUUUCAAUAGAGUCACCAAUGCAAAAAAUUUAAAUAAAGUGCAAAUAAUUUUGAGGUA